UUGUAUCGCCUUUAAUGACUGUAAAUACUUUGGUAUAGAAUAUACUGAAGGUGAGAAGAGUAAUUACUUGUUGGAUUGCCGGUUAUUUAAACUUUAGGAAAUCCGUUUGUUCUCCUGCUCUGCCAUUCCAUGCCUACACUUAUGAUUUGUUGGAGACGUGCGGAACAAACACAUGCAUUUAAAAUAACAUCUGUGUAGACGAAGGAUUUUCACGAUGCUUUAAGAGGACCGAGGCGAAGUUUCGAAGUAAGACAGAAUGGAGGUCCGUACAGUCGGGGCUGAGACUUUCGUGGUGUCUUGUGUUGCCACUACUCUUGGAAUUGUGGUCACUGUGGCGUUCUUAACAUUCAAUGUAUUUCACCGCAACAAAAGGUUCAUCAAAAUGUCGAGCCCCAAACUGAACGUGUUGAUCAGUGUAGGAGGGCUGUGCCUGAACAUUGUCUGCUUAAUGUUUGGGAUGGAUUUCUUCCUAGCAGAGCGCUAUCCGGAGGCUACCGUUACUUGCCAGAUCAGACUCUGGUUGAUAACCAUAGGAGUUUCCUUAGUUUUUGGUCCUAUGUUUGCCAAGGCCUGGAGAGUUUAUCAGAUUUUUCAAAACGCUGGAGUCAAACGAGUGGUAAUAAAAGACAUUCGUCUCUUUCUAAUGGCAUCCGCUUUCGUCUUCGUUGAUGUGGUCAUCUUGACAAUCUGGCAGGGUGUGGACACGAUGACAUCAAAGGAAACUAAAUACCUUAUGAUUACUAAUGGCGGCGGGAAACAGAGCAACUCCUCGGGAUCGGAGUACGUUUUAAUACAGGAGUGCUCUUCCCAUGGAACCUCGGGGUGGCUGGCAUUUCUGUUGCUAUGGAAAACAUGUUUACUGGGAUACGGGCUGUAUUUAGCGUGGCAGACGAGAAAUGUGACCCUGCCAGCGAUGAGAGAUUCUCCCAGUAUCAUCAUCAGUAUUAUGUCUACACUACUGUUAUCCGCUCCCACCUUCAUGCUGACGUCCUUGUUAAGGCAUUCUCCGGAUGGAAUCUACAUCACGGAAAUUCUUAUCAUUACCGUGUGUUCAACUGUAGUGCAAAUCACCGUGUUCUUACCAAAGGUGCAGUUUUGGUGGAAAUCCCCGCUGGAAAAGCAGUCUAAAUUGUCGGUGACGAUGUAUGAUUUGAAGAAGUCCUCUACGUCUACCCAAGAUUUGGAUAUCUAUCAAAUUCAAUCAGAGAAUACUCUUUUGAAAAUCAACAUGAAAGAGAAACUCGUACAAAUUAAAGAUCUCGAAAGGAAAGUUUCUCAUUUAGCACAGCGAUUAUCUGCUGUAAGCAAUGACGAUGAUCGCAGGGACAGUGGAUUGGAUGUCGACCUCGGGAUAUCAGAUAUCAAAGACGAACCCUGCACCAUGGACUCCAGUUUAAGGACAGAUCCGGAUUCAUCCAGAGUUGUGGAACCUGAAUCAUACACAGACGUCUUAACGACAGAAGAGGGCGGGACACCACAAGCGGAUGCGUUCGAUCGGACUCAGUCGGACACCUCCGGAAUGAAGUCUUAUAAAGCAAAAAAGGAAAAGCGGAGGCGGAAAAAAAUGCUGACAUCAACACCGGAUAUUUACAAACAGUGUGAAAAGAAUGGGCAAGUUUUGAAUAAAUCUGACGAUUUUUUCGACGUAGAAAAUUCAAAUGCUCGCUUCAUGUCCAGAUGUUGGACAUUUUCUUCAAUGCGCUCAAGACAAGAUAUCGUUGGCUCAGUGACAAAGUGUUACGAUCUGGAGGACAACGAAGACACUUUUUCAUAUGUCAGUACAUACCUUCCACCCCCUCCUCCUUCUGAACAGAUCGAGUUUUCUCUCAGAAACAAUUCGUUGUGUACUGUCAAUGACAAUGCCGUUCUGAGCAAUGACAUGCUUUACCCCACCCCUCACGGCGAAUCUUCUACUUCUCCUCGUAUCAAGGAACCGGAAAUUAACGGCAACACUAUAUUAAAUGACAACUGUAUUACCCUCGACAAAACUUGCUAUGUAUAG
Magallana angulata is the source of this 2002-nucleotide messenger RNA. Its product is annotated as gamma-aminobutyric acid type B receptor subunit 2-like. The record is from RefSeq and is a predicted model, not a curated record. Gene Ontology annotation, cellular component: membrane; G protein-coupled receptor heterodimeric complex. Lineage: Eukaryota; Metazoa; Mollusca; Bivalvia; Ostreida; Ostreidae. Bases 257 to 2002 code for a protein of 581 amino acids. Gene Ontology annotation, biological process: G protein-coupled receptor signaling pathway; gamma-aminobutyric acid signaling pathway. The transcript has 9 exons. Gene Ontology annotation, molecular function: G protein-coupled GABA receptor activity.